AUGCCCACAGCUUUGAUCGACGUUGAUAAACAUCUUUUUGAGCCCAUAGUGAAGCCAGGCUACGCCGAUUUGGACCAGAAGCGGAUCCAGUCUUCUCCAUAUACCGAAAUUGACCAUCUACUAAAUCUUGAUGAUUUGCAGUUUGGGUAUCGAGCAAUAGCCUUGGCGCUUCAAUCGUUCGAAAUUACCAGUCAAAGAUACGCUUUUGACCCAUAUGACGACUCAUUCAAUAUACAACAAAUCUGGCAGCUAGCACACGAGUAUGCCAUAAAGCUAGGAAAAUCGUUGCCCACCACCGAAAUUUAUGUGAUUGCAUUUCGUUCACAGCUUCAUACUGAAACACAGCAGAGCGAAGAGAGAAGAGAGUAUCUUGGUCAAGUAGACAAAGCAUCGCACCAAGAAGCCAACUUAUCUGGAGGACUUCUCAAGUAUUGGUUUGGAACACCAGAAGAUACCCUAGGAAGAAAUUUGGCAACUUGUUGGUGGAGAAGUAAGGAAGAUGCAAAAGCUGGAGGAGGAGGAAAGGCCCAUCGUCAAGGUAUGGCCAAGGUGAAAGGAUGGUUUGGUCAUUGGCAGGUGGAAGAGUACAGGGUUGUUUUUGGUGCGGAUAGAUAUAGUAUAGAACGCAUAAACUAA
This is a messenger RNA of Meyerozyma guilliermondii ATCC 6260, 636 nucleotides long. RefSeq lists its product as uncharacterized. Bases 1 to 636 code for a protein of 211 amino acids. NCBI's taxonomy places the organism in Eukaryota, Fungi, Ascomycota, Pichiomycetes, Serinales, Debaryomycetaceae. The transcript has a single exon. The record is from RefSeq and is a predicted model, not a curated record.